Mollisia scopiformis is the source of this 2556-nucleotide messenger RNA. RefSeq names its product neutral alpha-glucosidase ab precursor. The transcript is spliced from 2 exons. The record is from RefSeq and is a predicted model, not a curated record. Gene Ontology annotation, biological process: carbohydrate metabolic process. NCBI's taxonomy places the organism in Eukaryota, Fungi, Ascomycota, Leotiomycetes, Helotiales, Mollisiaceae. Gene Ontology annotation, molecular function: carbohydrate binding; hydrolase activity, hydrolyzing O-glycosyl compounds. Bases 1 to 2535 code for a protein of 844 amino acids.
AUGCCCCAACACGAGUAUAUUCCUACUAAAUACGUCCUUCUGCAGGAGAAUGGACACAUUGAAGGCUCGCAGUCGACAGAUGUCAGUCUCGAAUCAACAGAUGCGGAAACCAGAUUCCAAUUUAGUUUCCAAGCUCUGCGUCCUGGACUCUUUCGAACUACCUUUUCUUCCAAAACUCAUCCUCUUCCUCCCCACCCCAGUACCCAUCAACCUCGAGCGGACUUCUCUGGAGUGAAGCCUCUCUCCGAGUCAUGCCAAACAAAGAAGACAAUUAGCGUGGGGGAUGUUACGGCAACGGUAGAGUGGGAUGGCCCUCCACUUGUCUCGCUUCAGCUUGCAGGACAAGAGACUCCUAUCCAUACAGACCUGGAAUUCCGGUCGUAUGUGGUUGAUGCUGCUGGCAUUGCACAUUACACCAGGUACAAGAGGGAUACGCUGCACGUCGGCCUCGGGGAGAAGGCGGCUCCAAUGAAUCUGUCGAAUCGGAACUUCAUCCUGUCUGCCACAGAUUCCUUUGGCUACGACGCCUACCGCACCGACCCACUUUACAAGCAUAUCCCAUUGCUCAUCAAUGCUACACCAAAUGGCUGUGUUGGCAUCUUCUCAACAUCUCAUAGUCGUGGCACAUAUGCUGUGGGAUCAGAGAUUGAUGGGCUAUGGGGACAUUUCAAAGUGUACCGGCAGGACUAUGGUGGACUAGAAGAAUACUUGAUGGUUGGAAAGACAAUCGAGGAUGUGGUCAGGAUCUAUGCUGAUCUGGUUGGCUAUCCUCUCUUGGUACCUCGGUGGGCUUUUGGCUACAUUGCGGGCGGCAUGAAGUACUCGAUGCUUGAUGAACCUCGAGCCUGUGAUGCUUUGAUGGACUUUGCAGGAAAGCUCAAGAAAUAUGACAUUCCUUGUUCGGCUUUCCAGAUGUCGUCAGGUUACACAGUGGCCGAGACAGAGCCGAAAACCAGGAACGUCUUCACGUGGAACCACCACCGAUUCCCCGAUCCAGAAGGAUUCGUAGCCAAGUACCACGAGGAAGGCAUUCGCAUCAUUGCUAACGUUAAACCGUACGUGCUUGCCAAUCAUCCUGAGUACCAGAAGCUGGUAAAGUCUGGUGCUUUCUUUACAGACCCAAGGACUCAGAAGUCUGGAAUCGCUCGAUUAUGGAGUGCUGGUGGCGGUGAGAGUGGUGAAGGUGGUCACAUUGACUUCACUUCGAAGUCUGGCUUUGAAUGGUGGUACAAUGGUGUGAAGGCUCUCAGAGAAUGUGGCAUUGAAGGUAUCUGGAACGACAACAACGAGUACACAAUCCCGAACGAUGCUUGGCAAUGCGCCUUGGAGUACGAUGAGUCUAGUUCGGUGACCGAGAAUCAUAUUGGAUUAUGGGGCAGAAGUCUUCACACCGAGUUGAUGGGUAAGUCUUCAUAUGAUGCAUUGGUUGACCUCGAACCCGAGAUCAGACCUUUCGUCUUGACUCGUUCUGCUACUGCGGGCACGAUGCGAUAUGCUGCAAGCUCGUGGGGAGGUGACAACGUCACUAGCUGGGACAACAUGAAAGGUGCAAACUCGCUGUCCCUCAAUGCAGGAGUCAGUUUGCUUCAGUGUUAUGGCCAUGACAUUGGCGGGUUCGAAGGACCCCAGCCAAGCCCGGAACUACUUCUGCGUUGGGUUCAGCUUGGAGUCCACUCACCUCGCUUCGCCAUCAACUGCUUCAAGACUGACGAGAAUGACAAUACUAUCGGAGGUGUCAUCGAGCCGUGGAUGUACCCGGAGAUCACCCCACUCAUUCGAGAUACCAUCAAACGUCGUUACGAGCUCAUUCCUUACCUCUACUCGCUGAUGCUUGAGAGCCACAUGAUGGCAAGUCCACCUCAAAGAUGGACUGGCUGGGGCUACCAUUCUGACCCAGAAGUCUGGACAUCUCAAGUCAUGGCUGGCGAAGAACAAUAUUGGCUCGGAGACACAUUGCUCGUUGGAGGAGUGUACGAGGAAGGGAAAUCUACAGGCAAAAUGUACCUGCCAACCAAAGGUGCCGAUGAUGAGGGCUACCUUAACCUCAAUGGACCUCAUCAGCAUCUGAAGUCUGGUCAGUGGGUUGACAUACAGUCAGAGUGGAAGGCUGGCAUUCCUAUCCUUGCACGAAUAGGAGGUGCUGUGGUGGUUGGCAAAGACAUCCAAACUCGGUCGCCUGGUGAUCACAGAUUUCCUUCGCCCAACGCUGUUGAGGAUGAUUAUCGUGCUGUCGAGAUCUUCCCGCCCAAGGGGACGUCUGCCAAAACGUACUCGUAUACUUGGUACGAAGAUGAUGGAAUAUCUGCGAAGCCGCAGAUCUCCCACUUCACGCUUAGGUACAGCUCCAAUGCGGAACAAGUCCUUGUUGAUCUCAGUAAAGAUACCGAAAACAAGUUCGUUCCUAUUUGGAAAGACCUGAGCGUUAUCCUGCCGGUUGGUGACACCAGAAGUGUCGUGAUGGCCAGUUUGAAUUUGCCUUGCAGUAAAUGCGAAUCAAGCAGAGGAAGAGCUGUCUUCAGAAUAGUACUCGGAUAGAUCUAGAUAGAAUGAUACCCA